Messenger RNA from Paramuricea clavata, 330 nucleotides. NCBI's taxonomy places the organism in Eukaryota, Metazoa, Cnidaria, Anthozoa, Malacalcyonacea, Plexauridae. The record is from the annotation of a GenBank genome assembly.
AUGGGCCACUGUAAGUUUCCACUUAAAACUACAGAAACAUUUCGUUUAACACCUGUGACAGAGAAGUUUGUUUAUCUUCAGUUGAAACCAAAUAAAGCAAUUGGCCUGGACAAAAUCAGAUCGAGAUUACUUAAGGAUGGUGCAGAAGUUAUCGCCCCUAUCCUCACAAAAAUAAUGAAUUGUUCAUUCAAUUCAAAAUAUUUCCCUCAGUCUUGGAAAUCUUCUAAGGUUAUGACAUUGUUUAAAAAAGGUAGUACGGACGAUUGCAACAAUUAUAGACCCAUAUCAAUAUUGCCCACCAUCAGCAAAAUUACCAAACAUGCAGCGUAA